This is a messenger RNA of Tympanuchus pallidicinctus (lesser prairie-chicken), 6407 nucleotides long. It is a transcript of the gene ANTXR1, whose product is annotated as ANTXR cell adhesion molecule 1. The transcript is spliced from 15 exons. The record is from RefSeq and is a predicted model, not a curated record. Lineage: Eukaryota; Metazoa; Chordata; Aves; Galliformes; Phasianidae. Gene Ontology annotation, molecular function: signaling receptor activity. Gene Ontology annotation, cellular component: membrane. The coding region runs from base 957 to 2051 and encodes 364 amino acids.
CCACUCUUGGGACCUCUACUGUAGCUCUUGUCGGCACUGAGGUUGCUCUGAAUUGGGAAUGGUGUUAUUUUUGAGUUGUCUUGCAGCGUUUUGAUGCUGUUUUUGGAAGAAGUCUGAGAAGAUGAGUUUCCUGGCAAGGUUUGCAGGAAGAGGGAGGUUUCAGCCCCUGGUGUCUGGCCCCUGGAGCAAGCUAAGGAUAGCAGAGGGAAGCAUGGUCAUGGCACGGGAUUUCUUAAGACUGAGAAAACACAAAGAAUGAAUGCAGUGGUAAUUUCGCUUUGACUUUUGCUACGUUGCUCCAGGUUUUAAUUCUUUAUGCCUCUAACUUGGAUACUGGCAUUGGGUGAAAAGUCUCUGCACAAUCCUGCGUGAGUGCUAUCAGCAAUCUGCUCACCCCAAACCUUGCAGCCUGCACUACGUGUGCUCAAUGCACAGAUAAUGUCUUUUCCAUCCAGAGACUCCAGUUACAUUGAGUUUUCACCAGUAGGUGGCAUUCUCUGAGCUGCUUUUUUUUUUCUUCUUCUUCUUUUUAUCUUUUUUUCUUUUUUUAAUAAUAACAAUAAUAAUUAAAGGUGGACAAGGGGAGGGGGGAUGUCAAACUCCCCCUGUACUUGCUGAAGUCUGCAGUAAAGCAAAAUCUCUCUGUUCCUGUUGGGAAGCAACGGUGGUAUUCUCAAACUAAGGGAGAGUGAGGGUCAAAGUCCCUUUAAAAAAAAAAAAAAAGUGAAAUACAGUAUUGUGCAUCUUGAAAUCUGAAACCAAGAAACAGAAGUGCAAGGGAAACAAGGGGGGAAGCCUUGCAAUUCCUGAGGACAACUGUUGCAAGUGGUGUUUUAAGAAGUAAAAUACCUGUCUGUGCAUUUAAAGGGUGUUGAAUGGCUUUUGGGGAGAAGGCUGUGAAAUAAAGGAGAUCAAGGGAAGACUUUUUUUUUUUCCUCUCAUCUUCUCUGGAUAUAAUGGCCAUUGCAAAGCAAAGCAUCGCCAGAUUUGGCUUGAAGUGUUUCUUCUUUGCAACUUUUCUGCUGGUGUGUGAUGGACACAGUGGGAAGAGAGAGAACGGGGGUCCUGCCUGCUACGGAGGGUUUGAUUUGUACUUCAUUCUGGACAAAUCAGGAAGUGUCCUGCACCACUGGAAUGAAAUAUAUCACUUUGUGGAACAUUUGGCCCGUAAGUUCAUAAGCCCUCAACUGAGGAUGUCCUUCAUCGUUUUUUCAACCAGAGGAACAAUUCUGAUGAGAUUAACAGAAGACAGGGAACAGAUACGUCAGGGUCUAGAAGAGCUUCAGAAAGUCCUUCCAGGAGGUGACACAUACAUGCAUGAAGGAUUUGAAAGGGCAAGUGAACAGAUUUACUAUGAAAAUGUUCAUGGUUACAGAACUGCAAGUGUCAUCAUUGCACUGACAGAUGGAGAACUCCAUGAAGACCUGUUUUUCUACUCUGAGAGAGAGGCCAAUCGGUCAAGAGAGCUGGGAGCAACAGUAUAUUGUGUUGGUGUGAAAGACUUCAAUGAAACCCAGCUGGCAAGAAUUGCUGACAGUAAAGAUCAUGUCUUUCCUGUGAAUGAUGGUUUUGAAGCCCUGCAGGGAAUUAUUGACUCCAUUUUGAAGAAAUCUUGUAUCGAAAUUCUGGCUGCAGAGCCUUCCAGUAUAUGUGCAGGAGAGUCAUUUCAGGUUGUUGUGAGAGGAAAUGGAUUUCGACAUGCUCGUAACGUCGACAGAGUACUCUGCAGCUUCAGGAUCAAUGACACAGUCACUCUCAAUGAGAAGCCUUUUGUUGUGGAAGAUACCUAUUUACUCUGCCCAGCACCUGUACUACGAGAAGUUGGCAUGGAGGCAGCUCUUCAAGUUAGUAUGAAUGAUGGUCUAAGCUUCAUCUCCAGCUCUGUCAUCAUCUCCAGCACACAUUGUUCAGAUGGGACCAUCCUGGCUAUAGCUCUGUUGAUUCUCUUCCUGCUGCUGGCACUGGCUCUCCUCUGGUGGUUCUGGCCUCUUUGCUGCACAGUGAUCAUCAAAGAGCCUCCUCCACCUCCUGCAGAAGACAGUGAGGCCUGAAGCAAAACUCCAAAUCAAAACAUGUGUGGACCCAAGUGAGGUUUACGUUUGGGUCCAAUGCUGAAGGUAUUUGUGAAGGCACACAUCUCUCAGAAUAACAUCACUCCAUGCAUCCAUAUACAAACAUCUGGUUUAUUUUCCAAGUGGCCGUUUCUGUUUAGGCUGUAUGGAUAUCCACUAGUUUCACCAGCUUUGAUCCUUAGAAUGAAAAGGAAAAUACUUGUCUAAAAUUGCACAUGCUCUGUUCAGCAUCACACAUGCCUCCAAGCCGAGGGACUCAAUUGCUGAAGUUAAUUAAAAUACAUCAUUCUGGAAUGCUGGUUCUCUGGCCAACGACUGGAAGGGGAAAUUACAUCUCUGUGCUAAGUAAGAAGGCAUACUUCAUGUAUAUGGAAGCCCUUCUAAAACUAGUAAGUGUUGCAAAAGCUAACCAGUUGCUGCAAAAUUGAGCCAGUUGCAGCAGACCUCAGGUUCAUUCUGGUUAAACUGUAAGGAUAUCUCUGGACGUGUUGUAUUUUCUCUUUGAUUCUGAGAGGAAGAGUCCAUGCAGCUCUUAGGAUGGAACAGGCCUCAGUUCAUCAGUCUGUUUCAGAGCUUACCUCUAACAAUAUGUUUGCCAGUGGCUUCUCUGCAGAGAAACAGCAAAAUUGCAUUAAUUUGCUACCUGUAGCUUACCUGCUUCCCUCUUAAUGCACUCUAUACAGUAUUCUAGAUGUUGUUCCUACUGUUUCUGUUUUGGGACCCUGAGAUGAGGGGAUUUAGCUGCAACAAUCUGCUGACAUAGAGACUAAUCUGAUAGCAGAUUAGAAGAUUCCACGUGUACUUUCCACCAUAUCAUAUCCCCUAAACUCAGUACUCAGUUAUUCUAAAACUACCUUGUACAAUCAGCAGCCAAAGGAAAACACACUAUUAUACUGUUUCAGAAACUGGAAAGCAUCAGAGCAGUGCUCAGAGAUCAGUAACACUUGGAGCUGUAACUUCUGUGUUACAUGUUUUCUCCUACAGAAGCCUUCCACUGGUGGAAAAACAAUAGGAGCUCUAAAAAGAUGCAGUUUGUUGAUUUCAUUUACUCUUGCAGAGCUGGAUCCAGAGAGUGGGAUUGACAGUAAUAUGAUGAUUUCAGAGAGGAGUGAAUACUCCAGAUUUUUUACUUUGCUAAAAGCGAGUAGAAGAUGGAGUUGUUUUUCUUACAAUUUGUGAAUAGCUUUCUCCCUUGUAGAAAUCAUAGUAACUACUCAUCUCCAGAAUGAAAAAGUGCUAAUCCCUUAAGCAGCAGCAUUGCAGUUACAGUAUGAUUCUUUUAUUCUAAAAGCCUUGGCAAAAAUAAGACUUCUUGCAUCAGCAAAUUUGGGAGCUGAGGCCCAUAUAUAUGUCUUUGCGCUGCAAGGAGAAUGAAUUAUACCAUAACAAUGAGGGGAAAGCAGCAUUGCUGUCAGAAACCCACCAAAGGUUUUAUUGAACUCUGCCUUGAAGGCAUUUUGAGACAUGUUGGAGACACGCUCGUUGGUGAGGGAAAUCAUUACUGACUAGAAACUUUUAGUUAACAAUUAAUUAACAAUUAAUUCAUUUUGAAAUCGCAAAUGUUGUCAGCUCGCCGCUGCGUUCUUCAGACAAUGCGGGAUGCUGGAGGAGGCUGACCCCAGAUGAAGGACUGGUUUUAGAGCCAGGAAGGAUUGAGUUAAUACUAAUCGGAAGAGGUGAAUGCCUUGAGGAGUCAGUGAGCACCUUGCUGGCCUGCGAUUGACUCGGUGAUAGUGGAUCAAAACUGCAUUCUUCUAUUCCCUGUGAAUAGGAAGGCUCUUUCUAUCCAUGCUGGAGGAAGGCACAGCUGCUUUUGUUCAAGCGCCCAUCACUUUCAGGCUGGGCUUAAUGGAACAACUUACUGGCUUAGAUGAGAAGUGUACCAAGAAGCUGAAGUUGGUUCUCAUUAUUGCAACCCAUCUUCUACAGAGAGAAAAAAGAGGCAUUUUGCAGGGCUUUCCAUCUUCCAGCAAUUUCCUUUUCACUACCUGACCUACGCCAGGGCUCUGCUACUGGGCUGUUCCAUGGGACAAGUUCUGAUUGUGUCAUAAGGUGCACUCCCCACUGUCCCCAGGAGGCACAUGCUCUUCUCAUUGCUUUCCUGCCCUUCUAAACACCAGGCAAUGUCAACGUAGAAUCACAGAAUCACCAGCAUUGGAAAAGAUGUCUAAGAUCACCCAAUCCAACCCACUAAACCAUGUCCUAUGUGUCCCAUUACAUCUAAACAUGUGCUGUUCUGUUGUGACUGUGCUUUUUCCCGCAAAAUGGAUUCAGGGACACAAAGUGCCCUGAAACCUGGUAAAAUCAGGCAGGACACCGACCAGAUGACCUGAGUACACCCUCUCCUCAUCAGUAAAAGCCAGUUUUUCCAUGCUGCUCAAGCCCAGGCUCCACAGUCACUCCUACCAUGGUGCCAGGAUCAAGCCACCAACCACCAAUUGGAUAAUCGUUUUGCCUGUUGUCACCCUCCCCACAUACACCAAAAUACACAUACACAAGAAAGUCCUGGAGGGAAAGCACCAUUCGGCAGCACAGUCAUGAGAUGCUGAAGAUAAUUAUUGCUGUCAUGGAAAGCCUGCAUGAAAUGGAGGAUUUUAACUCACUGCCUGGCAGCUACUGUGAAGUCAGCAGAUGAAACCUUCUGUUCAUCUUGAUCUCUUUGUGAACUAAUUUCUUUCACCCACAGCUGAACAGUCACAAAGCCAAUGAAUGACUUACACGAAUGGAGCUGCUUGCACCCUCACUUAUUGUUGUUUAUUAAUCCUUUCCAAACCACUCUUUCUUCCUGAAAAGCCUUGCUGGGGAGAUAGCAAAAUCAGCUCAGAGAAGUUCAGAUGUAAUUUUUUGUGGACACCAAGGCAGGAAAUGUAUUCUGUUAUUCCUGAAAUAAAGCCAGGUUGCAGCAGUAUGCCAGCUCUUUUCCUUCCCCUUUCUUCCCCUUUUACAAUGUGUUGUGGAUAUUUGGGAGGAGGAGAAAAGGAACCUUUUGAGAUACAGGCAUUUAAAAGAAAAAGAGCUAGGAUGUUAUUGGAAACAAAUGAGGUGUAGGCGGUACUUCUUGAAGGUGUGGUCUUUUAUAACCAAAUUUAAUGUGAAAUAUGUAGGCUGAUCCAGCACAACGUACUCGACUAGUGUAGAGGCAAUGAACUGUGGGAUGUAUUCCCCAUGCACUGCAAGGUGGGGACAUAAAUCUGGGGACUUAGGGUAUUUUGUUCUGUAGGACAAUUUCCUCUGUGACUUCGGGUAUGUUAUUUCACUUUUCAUCUUGCUCAGCAUCUGAGCCGUAGAGUGAGAAUCGUUCAGUGUCUCUUCUCCUCUAUCAAUACAGGGGUUCUCUUUUAGUUAUGUCCCAUGUACACUUUACCGUCUGAGGAUAUAUUCUUCAAGCAGGAUCUUUACCAUGGAUAAACCAGGAAUUCCGUGAUCAGUAAGACCAUUAAAUGCUGGUUUUCUAAGCAGUUUUGUCUCAAGGAUAGUCAAAUAGGUGGAUUUUCUGGUGUCUAACAAGAGCUGAGCUCUCUCUUCAGCCUGCUCCUUAGUAGAGCACCAGUAGAGCAUCUUUUCUUUGAUGUUCUUAUGAUUUUUUAGUUCUUUAUGACAAUACUCUGCAGGCUUGGCUGGAAGAGGUGGAGAUAAGAGAAACACCAAGGGCAUGUUCUUGCAGAAUGACUCAGGGAUGGUUAAGACUGGGCAGAGUUUAUCCGAUUGUGAUGCCUGGUCCAUGAAAGCAAAAAUUAAAUGUUUCUUAAGAACCAAGAAAAUUGUCCUCCAAAUCUAACAGUGCCUUUGCAUCUAGGAGGUGGCCGUGCAAUUUGGAAGUGGGCCUGGUGUUGGGAACAGGGGUUGGAGUGUAGGAAGCUGCAAUCCAGGAGGAUGACGAAUUUUACAUCCAGGUUUCCUCUGCUGUAAAAUUAAAUGAUAACAACAAUUACUCAGAGGUUUGACUGCCCCAUGUCAUACAGUGCUUUCUGCAGGCAGAGCUCUAUAAAUGCUAAAUUCUGACAACAUCCAGGCUUUGCAGAGACAACUGUGAAAAUAAUUAUAAGGGUGGGGAGAGGAGUAAUUUGUCCAACCUUUUAUAUCUGACCAAUUUUAGUUUGAAUUUUUACCCUGAGUGGUUCCAUGUCCCUUGUGAAGCCUGAAUUAUCCUUCUGUUACCCACAGAUGAGGUACCGUCGGGUCAGGGUCAAAGCAUACAGAGCCCAGCAUGGCCUCUGAGAUAAACACAUCUUUGUUUUCUGAAAUCCAGCAGUGAUGAACCUGGAUCUCUGACAGUGAAAUGUAGCUCUGUCCUUAUUAUUUUGUAAAAGAAACUCUAGCUCCAUCUAAAGCAGA